Molecule: messenger RNA, 176 nt
Organism: Funneliformis geosporum
Lineage: Eukaryota; Fungi; Glomeromycota; Glomeromycetes; Glomerales; Glomeraceae
Source: the annotation of a GenBank genome assembly
AAAAGCAAUUAGCCUUAGUAUUUCGCAAAGAGGUUUAUCCCUAUGAUUAUAUUGAUUCUUAUGAUAGGUUUCAGAAGACAGAGCUUUCUCUAUUAGAAGAAUUUCAUAGUACUCUUAAAGGUAAGAUUACUCAAGCAGAUUACCAACAUGCUAAAAAGUAUGGGAGAAAUUCAAUU